Cyprinus carpio (common carp) is the source of this 2334-nucleotide messenger RNA. RefSeq names its product CDKAL1 threonylcarbamoyladenosine tRNA methylthiotransferase (gene cdkal1). NCBI's taxonomy places the organism in Eukaryota, Metazoa, Chordata, Actinopteri, Cypriniformes, Cyprinidae. Gene Ontology annotation, biological process: tRNA methylthiolation. The record is from RefSeq and is a predicted model, not a curated record. Gene Ontology annotation, molecular function: 4 iron, 4 sulfur cluster binding; tRNA (N(6)-L-threonylcarbamoyladenosine(37)-C(2))-methylthiotransferase activity. Gene Ontology annotation, cellular component: endoplasmic reticulum.
CCUCUCACGCUUGCCGUAUCGCGUCGAGAGGUUAAAGGGGAAACGUUCUAACAUGACGCUCUGAGAGCAAAACAACGCGAUUAUAACCGUUUAAAGAGAAAAAGAACUCGCCUUUUCCCCUCGAACUGCCUCAGCGUUUCUUGGUGCGAUUGUAUUUUCCGUCUCUUCGAUCAUGGCAUCUGCGUGUGACUCUCCCGUUGAUGAUAUUGAGGAUAUGGUGACGUCACAUGACCCCACUCCUCACGAGCGUCAGUUUGCCCGGAGGAACAUCGUGCCUCGUCCACGCAAACACAAACUCCAGCCGGCAGGAGAAGAGCUUCAGACAGACAGUGUGAUUCCCGGCACACAGAAGAUCUGGGUGAGGACCUGGGGCUGCUCUCACAACAGCUCUGAUGGAGAAUACAUGGCCGGACAGCUGGCUGCCAGCGGAUACAAGAUCACAGAGAAUCCGUCUGAUGCUGAUCUGUGGUUGCUGAACAGUUGCACAGUCAAAAACCCUGCAGAAGAUCACUUCAGGAACUCCAUCAAGAAAGCUCAGGAGCAGAAUAAGAAGGUGGUUGUGGCGGGAUGUGUGCCGCAGGCCCAGCCCAGGACAGACUACCUCAAAGAGCUGAGCAUCAUCGGGGUCCAGCAGAUCGAUCGAGUGGUGGAGGUCGUGGACGAGGCUAUCAAAGGUCACUCCGUGCGUCUGCUGGGUCAGAAGAAAGAGAAAGGCAAGCGUCUGGGAGGAGCGCGGCUGGAUCUGCCCAAGAUCAGGAAGAAUCCGCUGAUUGAAAUCAUUUCCAUCAAUACAGGCUGUCUGAAUGCUUGCACGUACUGCAAAACCAAACACGCCAGAGGAGAUCUGGCCAGUUACUCCAUCGAGGAGCUGGUGGAGAGAGCCCGGCAGUCCUUCCAGGAGGGCGUCUGUGAGAUCUGGCUGACCAGCGAGGACACGGGUGCGUACGGCAGGGACAUCGGCACGGACCUGCCCUCUCUGCUCUGGGAGCUGGUGAAGGAGAUCCCGGAGGGAGCGAUGCUGCGCUUGGGCAUGACCAACCCUCCGUACAUCCUGGAACAUCUGGAGGAAAUGGGCAGAAUCCUGCAGCACCCGCGGGUCUACAGCUUCCUCCACGUGCCGGUGCAGUCGGCGUCUGACAGCGUGCUGAUGGACAUGAAGAGAGAGUACUGCUGCGCCGACUUCAGACGCGUCGUGGACUUCCUGAAGGAGAGGGUUCCUGGCAUCACUAUUGCCACAGACAUCAUCUGCGGUUUCCCAGGUGAGACGGACGAGGACUUUGAGCAGACGAUGGAGCUGGUGAGGCAGUACCGCUUUCCCAGCCUCUUCAUCAACCAGUUCUACCCGCGACCUGGAACUCCAGCGGCCAAGAUGGAGCAGGUUCCAGCGCACGUGAAGAAACAAAGAACCAAAGAGCUCUCAGCCCUCUUCCACACCUACAAGCCUUACGACCACAAGAUCGGCGAGAGGCAGCGUGUGCUGGUCACCGAGGAGUCCUUCGAUUCGCAGCACUACGUCGCUCACAACAAGUUCUACGAGCAGGUUCUGGUGCCCAAGAAGCCAGAGUUCAAAGGAAAGAUGAUCGAGGUGGACAUAUACGAGGCUGGGAAGCACUACAUGAAGGGCCAGCCGGUGGAGGACGCACGGGUCUUCACUCCCUCCAUCGCUCAGCCUCUUCAGAAGGGACAAGUGUCUGGACUCCCUCAGGAGCUGAAGGCGACCCAUCAGAACGGCGCCUGUGCCUCGGGGGCUUCCUCUGCGCUCGUGGGACGGUCCUGGAGGUUUGACGGUGAUGGACUCAAGCUGCUGUCACUGGGACUCGCUCUGGCUGCUGUGAUCGUGGCUCUUGUGAUUGACAAGCUCCACUGACGCCGUAAAUUCAACUCAACGUGUCGGCCUUAUAGAGUGAGCAGCGACCCGAGGACUUAAACCAGUGCUCAGAUAUAACGUCUUGUGUUUUAAGGUCAAAUUAAUGUAAAUGAGGCUGUAUAGUUUGGGACAUUUAGUUUUUAACUGCUAAUUAAAGACUGUUUAAAUUUUAAAGGCUGAAACCUAUUUUGCUUUCUAGUGACACCAUCCAUUGUGACAUUUUAGAAAAGCUUUCUUUUUUUGUCAAGCCCUUUUUUUUUUUGAUUGUUUGUAGAAAUGGAAGCCUCUUUGCCUAUGAACGAGGACAGCUUGAAUGCGUCUUUGGUUUUCUGUUCAUUUUCAAUCCCAGCAGUCAUUCAUUCUCAGGCCAGGUGUCUCACUGUUGGCUUUGGGCUAAGAGCAACAGACUCUUCCCGUCUUUGUUCCCAGCAUAAAGCACGUCUAAUAAAUGAGACUCCACACUCUCA